Molecule: messenger RNA, 772 nt
Organism: Trifolium pratense (red clover)
Lineage: Eukaryota; Viridiplantae; Streptophyta; Magnoliopsida; Fabales; Fabaceae
Exons: 1
Coding region: 55-540 (161 amino acids)
Cellular component (GO): chloroplast thylakoid
Source: RefSeq, a predicted model, not a curated record
AAGAAUCAGUAGUAGCCACAGACGAAGAGGAUCAUAGUGGUGGAGUGUGGAACAAUGGUUGGGUAUGCAAUCUCAUCGUUCCCAACUCUCUCGAUUAACCGUUUCGUCGUUAGCAAUGCGACGUCGUUUUCAUGCAAAGCGCAAGUUACGAAUUCCGCAACAGCAUUUCCAAAAGCAGGGCGAAGGGAGAUGUUGUUCCUUCUCACGGCAUCUACAGCGUUGACGGCGAAGGAAUCAGUGUCUAUGGCGCAGGAUAUUCCUCUGUUUGGUAUACGGAAGAGUCUGAAGAAAGCGGAAGAAAAAGCUGAGGAGAUUGUGAGGGAAGGAUUCGAAUCCGCGGAGAAAGGAUUGGAGACAGCGGAGAAGGGACUUGAGACGGCAGAACAAGGACUUGAGGCGGCGGAGAAGGGAAUAGAGACGGCGGUAGGGUUUGGGAGUUUGGCGCAGGCGGGUGUGGUGGCUGGAGCUGAGGUUUUCGGUGUUUUGGUUGCUACGGCGGUGGUGAACGGUAUUUUGGGUCCUGAAGCUCAAAAGUCAUGACUUGUUAUAGUAUAGUCUUGUUCAUGAAUAUGAAUAUGAAUAUGAAUAUUAUGAUUAGAAUUCAAUUCAAUUUUGUAUGUUUUUGUGAAAAUUGAUCAUGUAAUUGUAAUGUAAUGUAAUGUAAUAACUCUAUAAUAAUUGUAAUAAUAUGACUUCAUUUUGUGUUUAUUUAUGUGGUUAUGUGAUUAUAUAUGUGAUUUAUGAAUGCAUCUUAGAACUAUAACAAUUGGCU